ACCAGCCCACAGCCGAAGCACAAAAACAACAGCGUUUCUGCAGUGUGUUUGGAGAGCAGUGUGGCUGCAUUCACCAUAGGCUUCUCCAUUAAAACAGACCGUUCUCAGUUCGGUCCGUCAUGAAGCAUAAUUGUUAGUUUAGUGAAUUAUAUCGACAAGUGAAAAUGUUCCGACCUGUUCACUUUGUGUUGCUGCUGAGCUCUGUUUUGGUGGACUGCUCAUCUGUUGUUGAAGAGUGCAUAACAUCCCAUGGAGAGGACUACAGGGGAAUGCAACAGAAGACAUUCAUUGGGAACAUUUGUUUAAACUGGAAUAAGUUAAACUUAAAGUUUAAAGACUCAGAGACAGGUGUUGGGGACCACAAUUUUUGUCGCAACCCAGAUGGUUCAGAGAAGCCCUGGUGCUAUGUGUCUGGGUCCAAUGGAGUGGCCAGAAAAGAAGCAUGUGAAAUUAGGACAUGCCAAGACCACAACUCCACAGAAGCCACGGCUCAAGAGUCUGUCCCCACUCCAGUCUCAACCCUGAUGAUGGUGGAGACCUUUGAACCUGCAAACUCCUUCCCCUCACAGGCCGAGGGUGCGGUGGUGCAGCCCGUGAAGGGAGUCCUACGGCCAGUCAGAACAGGACCUAAAAAGAAGAAAGACCUUGGGACUCUUGGUUAUGUUCUCGCCAUACUCAUGAUGGCCAUCAUCAUCCUCCUCGGAGGCGGCAUCACAAUGGGAUACUUCUACAAACGGGGUCGUAACCUUAAGAAACAGCAUGACCAGCGCGUUUAUGAGCGUGAGAUGCAUCGCAUUACUCUUCCCCUCUCUGCCUUUGCCAACCCCACCUGUGAGCUGGUCGACGAAAACACCAUCAUCAUCACAGCUGAACCAAACAACCAGACCCCAACCCAGGAGCCCGCUGAGGGGGCCGACCCUCUUAUGGGGCCUGCGGGGACUCCCGGAGCCUGAUUGAGGAACAGGAUGGGUGCCUGGACAGGCCUAGUUACUUAAGACAUGACAGUGCACUACUGUAGAACAUUCAGAGGACCAAACCACACAUCCACCUCCUGUCUGUCAACUCUAUUCUCUGUGCCCUGCCUUUACAGCACGGUUUCAUGUAAAAGGUAGAGCAUGUGCCCUGAAAGAGCAGUGGAACGCUUUUCCCCCCCAAAUAGUGUCUUUAUUUCCUCAAUGGAUCUGUUUGGUAAAUUAGUGUACUUACGGGUGAACUGGAAAGGGUUUAAAAAUGUGGUUUUGUAUAAAUAUGCAUGUCAGGGAUUGUCAUUUUCCUUGCAAGUAAAUUUCAAGUGCAUUGCACAUCAUUACAGGGUAUUACUCCCUGCUUGUUAACUCCAGUGAGAGGGCAACAGUGCCAUUGACUAAAAUGUAUCCUUUUACGAAGUGACCAUGGAUCAGAUCAGCUAAAGAGAUAGUGUUUUGAAAGAGACUACAUGCUAUUCCUCUUUUCUAACUUUACUGUAUCUUGUUUUUGUUCCUAAUGCAACUGAGAUGGAGAAAAAAAAAGUGUCUUAGAAACUGAAAUGGUGUAAAUGUGUAAUUGAAACUGAUGCUCCAGUGCUGUGCUAUUGGAGCAGGACUAGAGUUAAUUGUCUUUGAUAGCACUAUCCCAGAAAUACAUAAAGUUAGUCAGAUCAUGUGGUCUGGGACUCUAGUACUGCCUUUGCUAAGUGAAGGAUUUUGACUGAAAGUGAAGAGGAAAGCAAAUACAAAAACUAGCUUUCUGGAGAUGUUGCCUUACUUUUGAAUGUAUUAUUGCUUUUGGUUCAUGAGUGUUGAAAACUGAAUGAGCAAUGUUUUCUUGAAGGAAGGAAACCUCAGCAGACCAGUCAGAAAAGGGUCGCACCAGGGGCUUCUUGAUACAUUUUGUUUGUUUAUGAGCGCGUUUACAUGCACAGCAACAAGCUGGUAACACCCAAAAAUCAGUUGAUUAAAAAAUUCCAACAAUGCAAGAACACUGUGUGUACAUGACAUUGGAAAUCAUCAGGUUGUUCUCUGCUUUUGACUUCAAAACAUAAACAUAGGCAUGCACACAGCACUUGUGCAUUUUGGAUAAGCUGGUAAAAGGGCUUGCAUGCAGAGCUAAAUCAGGGUAAUAGGCAAAAAUGUACCGGUGGCAGUUGGUUUAUGCUUAAAUGGUUUAUGACCUUAAGGAAAACCAUUUAAGGUAUUUACGACUUUAUUUGUUGCACAAUCAUCACGCAUGUAAACGCGGUCAUUGUUUCUCUGUCCUAUUUAGACCCGUCCUUCUGUAUGGUCAGGAACAAUGUACUUUGAAACAAUUAAAAGAUCCAACUGUUCCGCUGAGAAAUAUUGAUCGCUUGUUUAGGGGUUGCAUUUUAUUCCAAGCAAUUGGUGCAAAUGAGUUUGUCAAGAUUUCUCAAGGACUGCAAAAGAGAGUGCAAGAUGAGUUUGAGUCACUGUACUAAAGGUGGAGAUAAUCAGUUUUAUAUUUUUUCCACCUGAUUAAAAAGGUUUCAUUUAGCAUUUUGUAAAGAUCUUAGUCUCUGAAAUGGGAUGGUUCUGUGCAUCUGUGUGCAAAGACAAGUUUCAAAGUUGUAACUUUUGAUUUUGUUUAGUCUCUGCUGUAUGCAUUUUUUUUCCUGUGAUACAUUGGACUGUACAACUGCUUGUAGUUUCAAAAGAUCCAGUGUGCAUUUUUAUGUUUAGCAGUUUUUACUGCUGUGAAAUAAAAUCAGUUUGAAGAGAA
This is a messenger RNA of Myxocyprinus asiaticus (Chinese sucker), 2712 nucleotides long. It is a transcript of the gene pik3ip1, whose product is annotated as phosphoinositide-3-kinase interacting protein 1. NCBI's taxonomy places the organism in Eukaryota, Metazoa, Chordata, Actinopteri, Cypriniformes, Catostomidae. Gene Ontology annotation, molecular function: signaling receptor binding; endopeptidase activity. The transcript has 6 exons. Bases 165 to 953 code for a protein of 262 amino acids. The record is from RefSeq and is a predicted model, not a curated record.